Ochotona curzoniae (black-lipped pika) is the source of this 497-nucleotide messenger RNA. Its product is annotated as small EDRK-rich factor 1. The transcript has 3 exons. Lineage: Eukaryota; Metazoa; Chordata; Mammalia; Lagomorpha; Ochotonidae. Bases 117 to 305 code for a protein of 62 amino acids. The record is from RefSeq and is a predicted model, not a curated record.
GGAGCGCGCCGAGACGGUUGGCAGGGGCCCCCGGCCAAAUGCCCGCGCGGGUGUCGCCUUCCAGGGAGGCCGGUGGCGACUGGCGCUGAGUCGCUCCCUUGCAGGCUCCGUUCGGCAUGGCCCGUGGAAAUCAACGGGAACUUGCCCGCCAAAAAAACAUGAAGAAAUCCCAGGAGAUUUGCAAGGGGAAACGAAAAGAGGACAGCUUAACUACUUCUCAAAGAAAGCAGAGGGACUCUGAGAUCAUGCAACAGAAGCAGAAAGUGGCUAACGACAAGAAGGCUUUGCAGACAAGAGAAAAGUGAAGUGUCCAUGCGGAGCACCUACUGCCAGCUGGGUGCACCAUCAACUCUCACCGGAGCAAGAUUUUACAGGAGGCACCAGCACUCAUUACAUGUGCCAUAACUUGUUAUAAGCUGUCUGUUUUAAAGUUUGUGUUUCACUCUGGCUGUGAUGUCUCUGAACCAUUCACCAAAGAAUAAAACACUACGCAUGCA